This is a messenger RNA of Manis pentadactyla (Chinese pangolin), 2758 nucleotides long. It is a transcript of the gene SPINK5, whose product is annotated as serine peptidase inhibitor Kazal type 5. The transcript has 27 exons. The record is from RefSeq and is a predicted model, not a curated record. Lineage: Eukaryota; Metazoa; Chordata; Mammalia; Pholidota; Manidae. Bases 89 to 2623 code for a protein of 844 amino acids. Gene Ontology annotation, molecular function: protein binding.
UGAGCUGCACCUCCACGGGCUCAGUCUGAGGCCCCAGCUGGUGAGCAAUGCGCGCUGCAGACCUGUAGCCGACUCACACGUCUCCAGCAUGAAGACAGCUGCAGUGCGGGUGCUCCUGACCCUGGCUCUUUGCCUCGUGCAAGAUGCUGCCAGUGAGGAUGAAAAUCAGGAAACAUGCAAUCAAUAUCGGGCAUUGAUGAAAAAUGGAAAAUUGUUCUGUUCCCAAUAUAAAAAACUUUCUCAAAGCCCUGAUGGAAUAAUGUUCAUCAACAAAUGUGCCACGUGCAAAAUGAUAUUGGAAAAAGAAGCAAAAUCCCAGAAAAGGGCCAGGCAUUUAACAGGAGCCCCCAGGGCCACUGCCCUAGCAAAGUUGAAUUGCGAUGAUUUCAGGAAAGGAGAAAGAGAUGGGGAUUUUAUCUGUACCCUUGAUAAUACAGCUGUUUGUGGCACAGAUGGGAAAACGUACAGCAACAAGUGUGUGCUGUGUGCUGAGAACGCUAAAACCAGGUCCCAAGUUGGCAUCAGAAGCGAAGGGGAAUGUGAGGGCAGUCGUCUAGAGCAGGACGACUGUAGUGCUUUUCGCCCUUACGUGAGCCAUGGAAGGCUUGGCUGCACGAGAGAAAACGAUCCAGUCCUCGGUCCUGACGGGAGGGUGCAUGGCAACAAGUGUGCCAUGUGUGCCGAGCUGCUCUUGAAAGAAGCUGAAGAGACAGCCAGGCAAGAAGGAGAGACCAGAACUCGACAAGAUGCUGAAAAGGAUUUUUGCAAGGAAUAUGAAAACGAGUUGAGGAAUGGAAAACCCCUCUGUACACGGGAAAGAGACCCAGUCCAUGGCCCUGAUGGCAGGACGCAGGGCGACAAAUGUGCCCUGUGUGCCCGGAUUCUCCGAGCAGAAGCUGAAGAAAAGAAAAAGGCUGAAGCAGGAGCAAGAAGUAAAAGAGAACCUGGAAAAAUGCCCUCGUACGCAGAGCUCUGCAGUGAAUACCGCAGGCUGGUGAGGAAUGGGAAGCUCCCCUGCACCAGAGAGAACGACCCCAUCCUGGGCCCAGAUGGGCAAAUGCACGGCAACACCUGCUCCAUGUGUGAGGCCUUCUUCCAAGCAGAAGAAAAGAAAAAGAAGGAAAGUGAAUCAAGGAAUAAAAGACAAUCUGAGACUACGGCUUCCUUUGAGGAGUUGUGCAGUGAAUACCGCAAAUCAAGGAAGAAUGGGCAGCUUUUUUGCACGAGAGAGAAUGACCCCAUCCAGGGCCCAGAUGGGAAAAUGCACGGCAACACCUGCUUCAUGUGUGAGGCCUUCUUUCGAGAAGAAGAAAGAACAGCAGCAAAGGCUAAAAGAGAAGCUGCAAAGGAACUCUGCAGUGAAUUUCAGAACCAAGCGAGGGACGGAGUGCUCAUGUGUACCAGGGAGAAUGACCCUGUCCGUGGCCCGGAUGGCAAAAUGCAUGGGAACAAGUGUGCCAUGUGUGCAAGCGUGUUCAAACUUGAAGAAGAGAAGAAAAAUAAUGGCAAGGCAGUAAAGGAGAAAGUUAAGAGAGAGACAAUACAGGAUACAUGCGACGAAUUCCGGAGGCUUUUGCAAAAUGGAAAUCUUUUCUGCACACGAGAAAAUGACCCCGUGCGCGGGCCGGACGGCAAGACGCACGGCAACAAGUGCGCCAUGUGCAAAGCGGUCUUCCAGAAGGAAGAGGAAGACAAGAAGAAGAAGGAAGAGGAAGACAAGAGGCACGUCCCCGGGGACGCCCCCGGCGCGGGCGUAGGGGGGGACGCCCAGGACCAAUGUGCUGAGUUUCGGGAAGAAAUGCAAAAUGGGAAACUCAGUUGCACUCGGGAGAGAGAUCCUGUACACGAUGGUGAUGGCAAAACAUACAACAACAAGUGCCUCAUGUGUAAACAGAUACUGCAAAGAGAAGCAAAGGAAAAAAAUAAGCAUCCUGGCAACAGAUCAAAUAGGACUGAAGCAACAUCAAGAAAGGAUCUAUGUGAUGAGUUUAGAGGCCAAAUGAAAAACGGACGACUCAUCUGCACCCGAGAAAGCGACCCUGUCCGCGGUCCAAAUGGCAGGACGCACGGCAAUAAGUGCUCUAUGUGUAAGGAACGGCUGGAGAGAGAAGCUGCUGAAAGAAAACAGAAAGACAAGGACAACGUGGGACGCACAGGAGAGAAGAGCAAUGAAAAGCAGGAUCAGUGCCAUGAAUUCCGGGACAUGGUGAGAAAUGGAAAGCUGGUGUGCACCUCAGACUAUGAUCCUGUUCGAGGUCCAUACGGCAAGAUGCACCCCAACAAGUGUGCCAUGUGUCGGAGCAUCUUUGAGCGAGAAGCUAAUGAAAGAAAAAAGAAUGAAGAAAAAUCAAGUACCAAGCCCUCAAACUAUGCAAAGGAUUCUGAGAUGUGCAAACAAUACCGAAUAUUGCCCAGGUUGGGUUAUCUUUGCCCAAAGACUUUACAGCCCGUCUGUGGUGAUGAUGGCCAGACGUACAACAAUCCCUGCAUGCUCUGUCAUGAAAACUUAAUCCGCCAAACGAAUAUACAUAUCCGCAGGGAAGGGAGGUGCGAAGAGAACAGCGCCCUGAACACAACGCCUUUGGUCAUGCAGGCCUCUGACAAAUCACGGGAGAACUGCUGAAGGCCCUGAGGGAAAACACAUGCCCUGAUUCUGAAUCAUCUACCUUCCCCGCCUGCACCUACAGAGAGCUCUGCAGAGCUCGUCUCAUUUGCUGUAGAGAAUAAAACGGAGCUGUUGGGGGAAUGGACUCCCUGA